Mycetomoellerius zeteki is the source of this 1872-nucleotide messenger RNA. RefSeq lists its product as uncharacterized. Gene Ontology annotation, biological process: DNA replication. The transcript has a single exon. NCBI's taxonomy places the organism in Eukaryota, Metazoa, Arthropoda, Insecta, Hymenoptera, Formicidae. The annotation marks the transcript as partial. Gene Ontology annotation, molecular function: DNA binding; nucleotide binding; DNA-directed DNA polymerase activity. The record is from RefSeq and is a predicted model, not a curated record.
GAUACGGCGAAAGUCAAGUGGGGAACGGACAAUGUGAAACUGCGUUUUGUGGAUUCUUUUAAAUUUCUCAGUACUAGUCUCGAGAAAUUGGUAUCGUAUCUCGACAAGAGUAAAUUGACAAUCACGCGGUCGGAAUUUCGCAAUCUUAACACCGAGGAUUUUGAUCUGCUUACGCGUAAAGGAGUGUUUCCGUACGAGUACGUCAAUAGCGUUGAUAAGCUGGACGAGACUAGUUUACCGCCGCGCGAGUCGUUUUACAGUUCGUUAACCGACGAGGUCGUUUCCGAGGAUGAUUAUCAACACGCGACGAACGAUUUGCGACGCUUAUGCAUAGAGACUCUCGGUGAUUACAGCGAUUUGUAUCUCAAGACGGAUGUGCUUUUAUUGGCGGACGUUUUCGAAAAUUUUCGUGAUACGUGUAUCGAGACUUACGGCUUGGAUCCGACGUAUUAUUACCUACCGGGAUACACGUGGGACGGUAUGUUGAAAUACACCGGUAUUCGAUUCGAAUUGCUCACCGACAUCGACAUGGUGAUGUUUGUAGAGCGUGGUAUACGCGGUGGUUUAAGCCAAUGUUCGCAUAGAUAUGCGCGAGCUAAUAACAAGUAUGCACCUUCGUACGAUCCUUCGGAACCCUCGACGUACCUCAUGUACUUCGAUGUGAAUAAUUUGUACGGUUGGGCGAUGUCCGAAUCCUUACCGUAUGGAGAAUUUCAAUGGGUCGAUGACGUCGAGCGCUUUGACGUAAUGUCUGUGUCGUCAGACUCCGUUAUCGGUUAUAUUCUAGAAGUCGACCUUGCGUAUCCGCAAAGCGUUCAUGACGCUCAUACUGACCUUCCAUUCUGUCCCACUCGCGAACGGCCUCCCGGAAAACGAAAUGAUAAACUGCUGGCUACACUCUACGAUAAGGAGCGCUAUGUCACGUACUAUCGCAAUUUGCAACAAUGCAUUCAGCACGGAUUAUACGUGAAAAAAAUUCAUCGAAUAUUACAAUUCGCACAAUCCCCAUGGCUUCGCGGAUACAUCGAACUCAAUACGAGAUUCAGAAAGCUCGCGAAUAACGAAUUCGAGAAGAAUCUUUACAAAUUGAUGAAUAACGCGGUAUUUGGAAAAACAAUGGAGAACGUACGCGAUCAUGUUGACGUUCGACUCGUAACGCGUUGGGACGGAAGAUACGGUGCGGAAGCGAUGAUAGCGAAACCGAACUUUCACAGCAGAAGUGUCUUUUCCGAAGAUCUAAUUGCUGUCGAAAUGCGCAAACUCGAGGUAAAAUUGAACAAACCGAUAUACGUAGGUAUGUGCAUUCUCGAAAUAUCCAAGAUGCGUCUGUAUGAAUUUCACUACGAUUACGUAAUGCCGUUGUAUCGCGAUAAAUGUAAGAUCAUGUACACGGACACUGACAGUUUGAUAUAUCUUUUGGAGUGUGAAAAUGUAUACGAGAAUAUCAAGCGUGAUAUCGCGAGAUUCGACACGAGCGAUUACCCUGAGGGAAACGCGUAUGAUAUUCCACGCGUUAAUACCAAAAUACCCGGUUUGAUGAAAGAUGAAAAUAACGGCGCGAUUAUGACGGAAUUCGUAGGACUCAGAGCGAAGAUGUACGCAUUUAGAGUGAUCGGGAGAAGCGAUACGAAGAGAAUAAAGGGUGUGAAGAAAAACGUAGUCGCGAAAACGAUCACUUUCGACGAUUACACGCGGUGUUUGAAUGACGUAAUGGAACAGCUGAGACGGCAGUCGUGCAUACGAUCGACAUUGCACGAGGUCUACACGGUGUCUGAAUUGAAACUCGCUCUCAGUCCGUAUGACGAUAAGCGGUACGUCGUACCCGAUUCGGUCGCUACUCUACCUUGGGGACAUUAUAAAAUACCGUUGUAA